CGCGCGGCGCGGCCCGUAGCGACGCGAAUAGCGGCGCACCGCAAAUCCCCCUGCGGCGGAGGGCGGUGCGGCUGCGGGUUGCAGGGGGGCGAAAGGGGAACGUAGGCCUCGGGCAACGCGCGAGGAGCUCCUGAGGGCGCGGAGCUGUCCGCGUUUCCUCCCCCGGUACAGCGGCGUCACGCGGUGCCCUUUGCCCGCGCCGCCGAUUUAGGUCGCCCAUCCGAGCGCCAGCCGGGGAUGGUCCUGCUUAGCUUCCCGCACGCCCCUCGCAGAGCCGGCGGCCCCGGCCAAAGACACCGCGUAGGUCGCCCAUCCCAGCCGCAGCCGGGCGCGACCCUGCUUAGCUUCCCGCGCGCGGCUCGCGCAGCCGGUGACCUCGCUCUCCCUCAAAAUGGCGGCGGGCGCCGGAAGCGGAAGCGCGGCGGGGCGGCACGCGGCGCGGGGCGGCAUGGCGCGGGGCGGGCGGCUGCGGGCCGGGGCCGCCGCCAAGCUGCGGCGCUGGCGGAAGGGGCACAGCAGCGACUGCAAUCCCGAGACCCGCCGGCACCGCCUGGCCGCCAGGAGCCGCUUCUGCAGCCGGCCCGCCGAGAAGAGCACCCUGACGGUGGACGCGGUGAAGCUGCACGAUGAGCUGCAGUCGGGGUCCCUGCGCUCGGGGCGGCCGGAGGGCAGCGCGGUGCCGCUGCCCGUGGAGGAGGAGGAGGACGGCGAGGCCGCCACGGAGAGGUCCUCGGGCACCUUCCUGAGCGGGCUGAGCGACUGCACCAACGUCACCUUCAGCAAGGUGCAGCGCUUCUGGGAGUCCAGCUCCGCCGCUCACAAGGAGAUCUGUGCGGUGCUGGCGGCCGUGACGGAGGUGAUCCGCUCGCGGGGGGGAAAGGAGACGGAGACGGAGUACUUUGCUGCGCUGAUGACCACGUUGGAGGCAGUGGACACCCCGGAGUCGCUGGCUGCUGUGGCCUACCUGCUCAACCUCGUCCUGAAGCGGGUCCCGAGCCCGGUGCUCAUAAAGAAGUUUUCGGACACCUCCAAAGCCUUCGUGGGCAUCGUGUCCUCGCAGGCCUGCAGCGGCUCCACCUCUGCCCUGCGAUGGGUCCUGUCCUGCCUGGCCACGCUGCUGCGCAAGCAGGACUUGGCAGCCUGGAGCUACCCUGUCACCCUCCAGGUCUAUCACGGCUUGCUGAGCUUUUGCGUUCACACCAAGCCCAAGGUUCGGAAAGCGGCUCAGUACGGCGUGUGCUCUGUCCUGAGAGGCAGCGAGUUCAUGUUUGGAGAUGCAGCCCCUGAGCAUCACCCUGCGGCACCCUCCACUGCUAAGUUCUGCGUGCAAGAGAUUGAAAAAGCCGGAGGUGCCAAGGAGGCCACCACCACCCUGCACGUCCUGACCCUGCUGCGGGACUUGCUGCCCUGCUUCCCUGCGGCCGCGGUGAAGACCUGCUGCGAGACCCUGCUCAGAGUCAUGACCCUCAGCCACGUGCUGGUGACCGCGUGCGCCAUGCAGGCCUUCUACAGCCUCUUCAGCGCCCAGCCCAGCACCUCCUGCCUGCCGGCCGAGCUCAACGCCCAGAUCAUCACCGCGCUGUACGACUACGUGCCCAGCGCCAGCGACCUGCAGCCGCUGCUCACCUGGCUGUCCACCAUGGAGAGGGCGCACGUCAACCUGGGCAGGCUGCAGAAGGACCUGUGCUGGGCUCACCUGCCCCGUCUCUUCUCGGCGGCCAUGAAUUGCUUCCUGUCCCCGCACUCUCAGGUGGUGUCAGCUGCAGCACAGACCCUCGAGAACCUCCUGACCGAGUGCGUGGCUCCCCACAUGGACGAGCUGGGCACCGUCACUGCGUCUGCCCCAGCCCCUGCCUCCUACCUCUGCAAGAUGUUCAGGUCGGUGGAGGACGGCCUGACGUAUCGUUUUCACGCGGCGUGGGACGAGGUGCUGCAGGUGCUGGAGAUUUUCUUCGAGUCGUGCGGGAAGCAGUGCCACCCCAUCAUGAGGAAGUGCCUCCAGUCGCUGUGUGACCUGCGUCUCUCCCCGCACUUCCCCUACACGGCUGAGGUGGACCAGGCGGUGGGGGCCGCCGUGGGUGCCAUGGGCCCCGAGGUGCUGCUGGAAGCCGUGCCCCUGCAGAUCGACGGCAAGGAGGAGAAUCUGGAUUUCCCCCGCAGCUGGCUGCUGCCCGUGCUGCGGGACUACGUGCAGGGCGCGCGGCUCGGCUUCUUCACCAGCUACUUCCUGCCCUUAGCAGCCACCCUGAAGAGCAGAGCCCUGGAAUUUUCCCAGGCUGGGAAGAGCCUGGAGUCCAAGAUCUACGACACGCUGCAGUGGCAGGUCUGGAGCCUGCUGCCCGGCUUCUGCACCCACCCCACGGACGUGGUGGGGGCCUUCAAGGGGCUGGCCCGCACCCUGGGCAUGGCCAUCAGCGAGCGCCCGGACCUCCGCCCCACCGUGUGCCAGGCCCUGCGCACCCUCAUCCACCGGGGCUGCGAGACAGAUGCGGAGCGAGCAGAAGUGGGUCGCUUUGCCAAAAACUUCCUGCCCAUCCUGUUCAACGUGUACAGCCAGCCCGAGGAGGACGGCAGCAGCAGUACUCAGCGCCGCUCCGUGCUGGACACCGUGCGUGCUUACCUGACCAUCACCGACCCGCAGAUGGUGUGCGGGUUCCUGCAGAAAGCCAGCGAGAAGCUGACCAGUCCUGAGAGCUCAGAGUUUGCCAGGCUCUCCCUCCUGGAUCUGGUGGUGGCAAUGGCACCCUACGCUGACGAGCAGUCGCUGGGCUCCCUGUACAGCACCAUCCAGCCUUCCCUCCAGAGCAAGGAGCGCAGCAUGCAGAAGAAGGCGUACAGGGUGCUGGAGGAGGUGUGUGCCGCUCCCCAUGCCCCCUGCCAGGCCUUCGUCCGCUCGCACCUGGAGGAGCUGCAGGCAGCGCUGCUGGACUCGCUCAAGAGCGCAGCAUCCCCGGCCAAGAGGCCCCGGCUGAAGUGCCUGUUCCACAUCGUGAAGCAGCUCUCGGCUGAGCACGAGCCCUUCGUCACCGCCCUGGUCCCAGAGGUCAUCCUGUGCACCAAGGAGGUGUCGGCGGGGGCCCGCAAGAACGCCUUCGUGCUGCUGGUGGAGAUGGGGAACGCCUUCAUCCGCUUCGGGCCCACUCCCCAAGAGGCCAUGGAGCGGUUCCUGCUCCUGGUGUACGCAGGGCUCACGGGCUCGGUCACCAUGAUCAGCUGCACCGUGCUGGCGCUCACCCGCCUCUUCUUCGAGUUUAAAGGUGAGCGGGGACGGGGUGCGGGGCGCGGCGGGGCCGGGCAGCGGGCCGGGCACAGGCUGAGCCCUGCUGCGGUCGCAGAUCACAUGGGGCUGAGCGUGGUGGAGCAGCUCCUGCAGAACGUCUGCCUGCUGCUGGGCUCCCGCACGCGCGACGUGGUGAAGGCUGCCCUGGGCUUCCUCAAGGUCGUGCUGCUGCUGGUCGACACCAAGCUGCUGGCCAAGCACGUCCAGACCAUGCUGGAGGCUGUGGGGGGCCUCUCGGAUGACAUGAGGCGCCACUUCCGCAUGAAGCUGCGAAACCUCUUCACCAAGUUCAUCCGCAAGUUCGGCUUCGAGCUGGUGCAGGGGCUGCUGCCAGCCGAGUACCACAAGGUGCUGGUGAACAUCCGCAAGGCUGAAGCCCGCAGCCGCAAGCAGCGCGCCCUGAGGCAGGCGGCUGCAGAGACGGAGGAGGAGGAGGAGGCACCUGCCCAGCCCAGAGGAGACAGCAUGGAGGAGAUCCUGGCAGACUCAGAGGACUCGGAGGAGGAAGAGGAGGAACGGCAGCGAGGCAAGGCGCGGAAGAAGCAAGCACGGCAGAAGGGGCAGGCAUGGCUGAAAGAAGGGGAAGAGGAUGAGCCCCUCAACUUCCUGGACCCCAAUGUGUCCCAGCGGGUGCUGGCCACCGAGCCAGCCCCCAAGAGAUCCAGAAAAGUGAGCCACGACUUCCAGGUGUCUGAGGACGGGCGCCUGAUCAUCCAUGAUGAGGAGGAGGAGAUGGAGGAUGAUGGAGCGAAAGGUGCGGACAAAGAGGUGGCGGACGUGCUGCAAGAAGUGGGCCUUCGCACUAAGAAGAGCCAGAAGCGUCGGUUCAGAGAGGAGGCAGACGAUGAGGAACCAGAGGCCGGGAGCUACCCUCAGUACAGAGCUGGAGGCUCUGGGAUCCACCGGCAGCUAGGCAAGGAGCCAGCCUUCGGUGCAGAGUACAGAUCCAAGAAAGGCAAAGGCGACGUGAAGAAGAAGGGCCAGCUCGACCCCUAUGCCUACAUCCCCCUGAACAGGGCCAGGCUCAACAAAAGGAAGCAGGCGAAAAUGCAGGGCCAGUUCAAGGGCCUGGUGAAGGGCGCCCAGCGCGGGGCCAAGGCCGGCCGCAAGAGCCGCCUGAAGAACCGGCGCCCCUGAGGAGCCUCGGAGGCUCUGCCUGCACCUGCCAAGGCCUGAUAACACCCUGCGACAUAGAGGAGCUGUGGGACAGGGACUUUGUGAGUGGAGACUCCUUGGGAAGCCACCUCUAUGGACUCAUGGCCUGAGCCCUGCCCUGGAGGAAGCUGCUGGGUUGCCUGGUGCAGGUGUGUGUGUGUGCGUGCAUGUGUGAGAGCGAGUAAUGUAAUGAACUCCCUGUACUGAUAAACACCCCUUGUUCACACUCA
Cygnus olor (mute swan) is the source of this 4665-nucleotide messenger RNA. RefSeq names its product ribosomal RNA processing 12 homolog (gene RRP12). The record is from RefSeq and is a predicted model, not a curated record. The coding region runs from base 392 to 4417 and encodes 1341 amino acids. NCBI's taxonomy places the organism in Eukaryota, Metazoa, Chordata, Aves, Anseriformes, Anatidae. The transcript is spliced from 33 exons.